CUUCCCGCAACCUUCUCGUAACCCCCAUUAUUCAGCUCUGCAAGGACUUUAAUAAAAUCUCUGUCACUGCUGCAACUCAACUGCACCGUCUAAAAGUGGGUGAUAAGAGUGAGAGGACGGUGAAGGUGAAAACACAGGAGAGAGAGAGAGAGAGAGAGAGGAGGAGGAAGAAGAAGAACUCUCUAUCAAGAAAAGGCAAAUCCCAUGAGCUGAGUUCAACUGAAUCUCCCCAACUCAAGGCCUCUGUACUUCGGAGAUAUUGCUCUCUCUCUCUCUCUCUCUCUCUCUCUCUCUCUCUCUGUCUGUGCGUGUAUCUGUGAAGAUGCCAAGGCCAGGUCCUAGGCCUUAUGAGUGCGUGAGGCGAGCUUGGCACAGUGACAGGCACCAGCCCAUGAGGGGCUCACUCAUCCAGGACAUCUUCAGGGUCGUGAAUGAGAUCCACUGCCCGGCUACUAAGAAGAACAAGGAGUGGCAGGAGAAGCUCCCCAUUGUCGUCCUCAAAGCUGAAGAAAUCCUCUACUCCAAAGCCAAUUCCGAGAGUGAGUACAUGGAUCUCAAGACGCUACUGGACAGGACUACUGAUGCGAUUAACACGAUAAUCAGACGUGAUGAGAGCACCGAAACUGGGGAUCUUCUCCAUCCUUGCAUUGAAGCUGCUCUUACGCUUGGCUGCACACCCAGAAGAGCCUCGAGGAGUCAACGGAAUUGUAGUCCUCAGCGUUACCUCAACAGCAGCUCUCAUGAGAAGACUAAUUUGCAGAAAGAGAUUCCUUCUUCAGAUCAACGUCUUUGCCCGAGCAUUUUUCAGACCAAAUUUAACCAUUACCCCAAGACAAAUCAUCUUCUUGGUUCCGAGAAGGUUGCUCUACGGAACAUUGACUUGAGUUCAGUUACUCAACCUUGGCAUCCAUCGAGCCCGUAUUCAAUUUAUCCCCUUUAUUACGGAACUGAUUUACCCGAGACCAAUACCCCACCUUGCAGUUGCCAGAUUCUUCAUGAGCAGAGCCCUGAAAACGGAAACUUUCAAAGCUCCCAUAAUAGUUCAGACGAGCUGAAUGAGGGGAGAGAGAACGGAUCUGAGAUCCACUGUGAUCUUUCUCUCCGUUUGGGCCCUAACUCAGUUCAGAUGCUCUCGAAAUCUUCUACAGAGGCAAGCAAACUCUGCAGUGAGAGAGCACGAUUAGACAGAGAGCUCUCGUUCUUCCCCCGAAUGAAGAAUUCUACCCCAAUCAAGACGAGUUUGCAGGGCGACAUUCAGAUGGUCGAUGCAGAUAUUUCCUUGAAGUGAAAGCUACUUUACGGCUCCAAGUACAUGGAAGACCAACAGCAGCGCAAUGCUUUCUUAUAGCAGUGACUGGUGAAUUAGCACGUUAGCUUCGGGUCUAUGUAGGUGAAGCCGGUUUUUCAAGUGCCAUUGCAGUUCCUUCCCUGGUUUUCCUUAGGCUUGAGUUUGCUCAACGCUGUGUCACAGCAGAGCAUAACAAAGGAUGUGAGAAAUGUACAUAGGAGUUAAGUCGAGUCGGAUUAAUGGGCGGUGAACGAGAUCGGGAUUGACAUUAACUAGGGAGAGAGUGAAUUUGCUUAGGUCUGUAGUAGUGUAAUGUACAAAGAGAAGUGAUCUAAUUGUAUUGGAAAUCUGGAACCGUCUUCCCCGUUUAGCCUGUGAAUUUCUCAUGUUUGUAUGGGAUAUCAGAGAUGUGCAUAGUGUGCGCGGCACGUAUUGACUUUGAAA
Punica granatum (pomegranate) is the source of this 1732-nucleotide messenger RNA. The record is from RefSeq and is a predicted model, not a curated record. NCBI's taxonomy places the organism in Eukaryota, Viridiplantae, Streptophyta, Magnoliopsida, Myrtales, Lythraceae.